ACAAAAAGUUGGUCCCACAUGCAAAUCUGACCGUCCUCCAUUCCCCAUCAACACUCUAAAUUCAAGCUCCAACCAACACCAAAAACACCCAAGCUUUUCCCUGCUUGACCCACCAACGGCCCUGCAAACAACAUGCGUUUUAAAGGGUAAAGGGUCGAGAAGAAGAGAAAGAGAAGACUGCUCCUCACUGCUCUUCUUUGAUUUUCCCCAUUUACAAGCUUAAAUUCUAGGGUUUGUAUGAUUGCAUUACAAAUUGCAACUCUUCUUUUUUAAAAAUUUACCCCUUCUUUUUGCAGUGGCCACUUUUUGUUUUAGACACUGUUAAAGAAGAAAUCAUGAAAUUUCCAAUAACCAAACAGGACCUAAUUCCGUGUUUCAUUUUCAUACGCAGCUCAUAUUUCACUUUCUUGUAAUAUUUCCCACUCCAAGAUUUCAUCUUUGUCUCUUUUCCUUUCUGGGUUUUCUUACAAAUAGAAAAAUACUUGUUCUUGCAAGAAAAAGAUUUGAUUUUUCGUUCAUUUCUUGUACAUCCCAACCCCUAGAUUAUACUUAUUUGCUUUUUAAAAGCCCCCGUUUUGGAUGCCAAAAUCUACUGAACCUGAAGAUGGAUCUGAAUAUAAUACAGAUAUAUUGAAGAUCCGUUCUUUUAACCUUUCUUGGCCUUAUCUAGCAAACCCCAUUUAUCGUUCGACCUAUUUUAUUGCUUCCAUGAAGAGGUCAGUUAGACCCUUAAUAAGCAUUCUGAUGCUUGUUGCGUUGGCUGCAACCUUAAGCUGCCGGAUUGCUAUCCGCCAAGGAGGUAUCUUUACUGUUUCAGCUGAGAUGGGGUCCACCAGUGUCCAAAUCCAACCCCCACCAAUCCAAAAUUUUAACUCUACUUUCCUCAAGUUUGCAGCCACUGAUAUAGGUGAAGAAAAAUCAAAACUUGAAAUAGAGCAGUUGCUGGAAGGGAACUUUGAUAGUCAAGGAAGGUACAAGACUUUUGCAACUUGGAGGAGGUUCAAUCAUCAUGAUGUCAAAGCCAGAAAUUCUAAUGGAUUACAUUUACCGGUAAUGCUCAGGUCCCCGAAAUUUUAUCGGUAUUGGUUAGAUUUUAGGAGGAACUUACAAGACUGGGCAAGAAAAAAGAUGUUUCAACCUGAUAUUAUGAUGCAUUUGGUUAGAUUAGUGAAGAUUCCUAUAGAUGGCCACAAUGGUUUAACGAGUUCAGAUGAAAAGUAUAAAUCUUGUGCUGUCGUUGGAAAUAGUGGAAUUUUGUUGAAUAGUGAUCAUGGGGAGUUGAUUGACAGUCACGAGGUUGUGAUUAGAUUGAACAAUGCUAGGACUGAGAGGUUUGAAAAUAAUGUAGGAUCGAAAAGUAGUAUUUCAUUUGUAAAUAGCAAUAUUCUGCAUCUUUGUGCUAGGAGGCAAGAGUGUUUUUGUCACCCUUAUGGAGGGAAUGUUCCUUUGGUUAUGUACAUUUGUCAACCAGUUCAUUUCAUGGACUACUUGGUGUGCAAUUCGUCUCACAAGGCGCCUUUGUUGAUUACAGAUCCUCGUUUCGACAUGUUGUGUGCUAGGAUUGUGAAGUAUUAUUCAGUGAAACGAUUUGUGGAGGACACAGGAAAAUCAUUGGGUGAAUGGGGAUCUACUCAUGAUGGUUCUAUGUUUCAUUAUUCCUCUGGAAUGCAAGCUGUUAUGCUAGCUUUGGGAAUUUGUGACAAAGUUAGUAUAUUUGGAUUUGGGAAAUCAACUUCUGCCAAGCAUCACUAUCAUACUAAUCAGAAGGCUGAACUCCAAUUACAUGACUAUGAGGCGGAAUAUGCAUUCUAUCAUGAUUUGGUGAAUAAUCCACGUGCAAUACCAUUCAUUCCAGACAAGUUCAGGUUCCCUCCCGUGGUAAUCUAUCAAUGAUUUUGGCCAGUUGAAUCUUCUGCUUUUAUUGUCCUUGUUUUUCUUUGUCAAGGUUAAAUUGUUGUAUUCAUGUUGUAUCUGCAGUUUUCAACUAGAUAGUCGAAAAGAAACACAAUUGCUGAAGAUCUCUGUUUCAUAUUUUGGCCCUGCACUAUCAAAGGUAGUUUAGGGUAAUACGAAAUAUAAAAUUGGAAACUAAUGUGAAUUAAGAUUUGGAUUUUU
This is a messenger RNA of Durio zibethinus, 2115 nucleotides long. RefSeq names its product beta-1,6-galactosyltransferase GALT29A-like. Gene Ontology annotation, molecular function: sialyltransferase activity. NCBI's taxonomy places the organism in Eukaryota, Viridiplantae, Streptophyta, Magnoliopsida, Malvales, Malvaceae. The record is from RefSeq and is a predicted model, not a curated record.